This is a messenger RNA of Aspergillus terreus NIH2624, 1947 nucleotides long. Its product is annotated as signal recognition particle subunit SRP72. The transcript is spliced from 4 exons. Gene Ontology annotation, molecular function: ribosome binding; protein binding; 7S RNA binding. The record is from RefSeq and is a predicted model, not a curated record. NCBI's taxonomy places the organism in Eukaryota, Fungi, Ascomycota, Eurotiomycetes, Eurotiales, Aspergillaceae. Gene Ontology annotation, biological process: SRP-dependent cotranslational protein targeting to membrane. Bases 1 to 1947 code for a protein of 648 amino acids. Gene Ontology annotation, cellular component: signal recognition particle, endoplasmic reticulum targeting.
AUGCCGUCCCAAUCGCUGGCCUCGCUGCUCCAGCGAGCGUCCAUUGAUGAUCACGAGGAGGUCUUGCAGUCAUCGAACGAAACCCUCGCGAAGUCCAAGUCCGAUAUCCACGCCCAGCAUGUCAAAGUAGUCGCCCUGUUGAAACUCGACCGCUAUGAAGACUGUCUGCGCGUGUUUGAAGAGGCCGGAGACAAAUUGAAGAGCAGGGCGGCUGUGGAAUACGCUUAUGCCCUCUACAAAUGUAGUCGGCUGGAGGAGGCGAUUGAUGUGGUGUCGCAGGUAGCCAACGAUCGCGGCGCGCGUCAUCUCGAGGCUCAGGUGACGUAUCGUGCCGAAAAGUUUCGUCGCACUGCGGAACUAUACGAGGCCCUGGCCGAUGACAAGUCGGCCAUUGCAGUCGAAGAGAACGACCUCCGGAUCAACGCCUGGGCCGCCGACGCACAGUUACAGUGGAAGGGUUAUCCGGAAUUGGUCCGGCAUCAUCGCCCCACGAGAGACGACUUGGAGGCAUUUGAAACUGUCUACAAUGCUGCUUGCCUGAGUAUUGCAAAGGGAGAAUUCGCCCAGGGCGAGAUGCUGCUGAAGCGCGCGAAAGAGCUGUGUCGGACGUCCGAAGACCUUACACCAGAAGACAGGGCGGCUGAGCUCCUUCCGAUUGCCGUGCAGCAGCUUUAUGUGCUACUCCGCCAGGGCAAGUCAGAAGAGGCUGAAUCGAUUCUCGCAGAAAUCUCCGUCAAUGACAUUCCCGAGCUCUCCACCAGAAAAAUUGCCCAGAGCAAUAUCACUCUCCUCCGGAACACCUCGUCAAACCCUUACCUGCUCUAUAAGGAGCUGAAUGCGACUCCCGACUCGACUAACAACGACCGGCUCUUCGACUUCCAGAACAAUGUCAUGUCGGGCAAUAUCCACUCGGCCGACCUCCUUGUUCAAAAGUACGAUGGUAUCAUCCGCUCCACGUCUAAAGCUCUUUCGCAAGCAUCCUGUCCCUCCACCGAGCCCAGCGUCAACCUCAUGUCCGUCUACAAUGCGGCUGCUCAUGCCCAGGGACAGACGGGCGCUAAGGCUUUGAAGGCCAUCCUCCCCGUGCUCGAAAGACGGCCGAAGGAUAUUGGGUUGGUUCUCACCGCAGUCCAACUGUACGUCAGCACAGGGAACACCACGUCCGCAAUCACGACACUGGAACGAUCCCUUCAUCUCCUGGAAGAGUCCAUUUCCGAGCAGGACAAGGAAGUUCGGUUUAACCCGGGCAUUCUCAGCAUCCUGGUGUCUUUGUAUAAGCUGGAAGGCCGCAAGCUCCAGAUCCGCGGCGAACUUUCCAAGGCGGCGGCUUACUGGCGUGAGCGGGCUGAGGCACCUGCCUCUCUCCUCCGCGCAGCGGCCGCAUCCCUACUACACUCUUCCGAUCGGGAAGAUUUGAUUACGUCUGGGGAUCUGUUCAAGUCCCUCUACCAGAAAGACUCGUCCGACCGUUUCGCGAUCGCCGGCUACGUCGCGUCCCAAGCGCCCCUGGACUAUUCCAAGGUCGAAGCCCACGUGGACUCGCUUCCAUCAAUCGAUGACUUGGUCGGUGACAUCGAUGUAGCUGCGCUGGAAUCUGCUGGGAUCGCCCCUUCAUCAUCUGCGACCGCUGCGGCUGCGGCCGCCAUUGCAGGUGCGCGCAAGAGAAGUUCCAACCAGAAGGACGGACACGCAGCCAAGCGUGUACGCAAGUCCCGUCUUCCGAAAGACUACGACCCCAACAAGAAGCCGGACCCCGAGCGCUGGCUGCCUCUGCGCGACCGCUCCACCUACCGCCCCAAGGGACGCAAGGGUAAGCAACGUGCUGCGGAUCGCACGCAGGGUGGUAUCGUCAACGAGAAGGCCGAAGAGUCCACGUCGGCUGCGCCGCAACAGCAGAAGCAGGGUGGAGGGGCUAGUUCCAAGAAGAAGAAGAAGGGCAAGCGGUAG